GGCAAAAGUGUGCAAAAAAUAACAAGUCGCUAAAACAAGUGUUUUCCAGUUGAAGAAAUGUAAGGAAUAAUGCGCGGCGUUCGCAAGUGUGUUCACUGUGGUGCCGUUAACGGAAAUCGUGCCCGGUUUUGCCGGAACGCCGAGUGUCCGCAGCGCAGGAACGUCCUGGAUGCCGUGCAGCUGAUUUCCCUGCGUCCCGGCUCCACUGUUUACUCCCUGAGGACCAAGGAGAAGGAGCAACAGCCGCGCAACUUUGUGGUCAUCCAGGAUGUCACCUUGUCCCUGCAAUCGGAUGCCGCCGUGGUGUCCAGCAAGGCCGAUUGCUAUGUGGAGUCGUGCAAGAAGACGGGCGGUGAAUCCUCCGAUUGCCUGCAUGUGAAAGCUUGCCGGGAACUGGGCAAUGAGUUCCCGCGGGCCCAGGUGUACCGGGUGUCGCGGGAGGUGCUGUGGAACCUGAACAUCAACCAGGAGCAGAAGCAGCAUCUCUGGCAGCUCUACAAGUACGCCGAGGAGGAGGAGCAUCUGCCGGGAGUGCAGCGCUUGAAUCACUCCACAUUCGCCGUGAAAUGCGAACGCUCCGAAUCCUUUCCAGCCGCCCGACUGCAUGUCACCGUUUUGGCCAACGGGCUGGCCAAGAAGAAGGGCUCCUACGCCUGCGCCUGCCGCAAACUGAAGAUCAUUGUGGAGCCAGAUAAUUCUUUGGUGAUGCAGGACGAGAUCUGCGACCAUUUGCUGUUGGUUUUGGCCGGGAUCCUUAGUUCCCCGCAGGGAAAACGGGUCUAUGGCCAUUUUACCAGUGGCUUGCAGAACUUUUGGAUGCCCUCGCAGCUGGAAACGCCGCUGGGCGACGUGGCCACCGAGGAUUUGAGGCUCAGUUUGAGCAUGGUGGAUGAAUUUGAUCCCCAGGUGGACAUACUCGUCUUCGGGGAUCAGCUGGAUCUUCCUUUACCGGAUCUCUCCGACGGCGUCUUUAACCUAGACAACAUGCAGGCGGCCACUUCUAGUCACAGCACCUCGAAUACCAACGAUGCCCUCAUCCACUAUGCUAAUGACUCGCAGCUCUUGUCCAAUUGCGAUGUCUACGCCGAACCCAUUGAGCUAACAGAUUGCAACAUUGAACUGAUGGAUCAAUUUCAGCCCACGGAUCAGCUGGAUAUUUGCAGCGAGGACAUAGAACUGCCGCUGAUCAGUGAACCCUAUAAUAUCCUGGCUGCGCCGCCCAUUUUUACCGAGGCCACGCCCUCGGUGGUCACCGAUCAACUGCCCAUUGAAUUGGCCACCAUAUCGGUAGUGAAAAAGGCACCUGUAAAGUUUUCGGAAAUUGUGACGGAAGUCAAAGCGGUGAAGCAACCCCCUUUGCCGGCCAAAAGGGAGUUAAUAGUAAAUAAAACAGCUUCGGCGACAUCGGCUAAGGAUACUUUAUGCGUAGAUCCUUCAGUUCAACCAGCAUUAUCCUACUCAGCAUGGCUGGAACAUGUGAUAGAGCUGCUCAACGAGGGAUUAGAGCCAUUAGAUAAUCCCAGUGCUGCUGUAACAAAGCGCUUGGUUCAACAAAACUUUCAUGUGCACAAGGACACCUUUUCGCACUUCUGCAAAAGCUUCACCACGGGAGUCAAACGAAGACCCCUGGAUAAAUUUACUGUGAUAGAAUCGGGCAAAUAUAAAGGGCUCAACAAGUACACCUGGCAUUUUGGGAGCCCUCACACCGUAAAGCGCAUAUUUACAACCUCCAAUAUUGAGCUACAAUUGGAUCGCGCCUUCGAGCGUCACGCAGAAGGUCAUUUUGUGCCGUAUGUGCGUCCAGCUAUCGAGGCCCAUGUUCCGGGUCAAGUAAAAAAGCGCGUAGUCUAUCCCAGACUCAGGCUUUACAUGGUUAAAAUAGUCUUUGAAACGGCUCCAAAGGACCAUUCCGGCAACGGAAUCCUGUUAUCCUGGAUACCCGAUGUCCUGCCCCGCAGCCAUUUCGGGCUGAUGCAUGUGGAGUUCACUGUGGAGACACGAUCGCCCAGCUAAGGGUAAGUUUGCAAUUUGAUGUUCUUUAUUUUGACGCUUUCAAUUUUGUCGGUUCCAUUUAUCUUUAGUCCAUUUCAACUUUUCAUUGGCUUACGAGUAGCUUAGGUGUACAUACAUAUACAUACAUAUCUUUAUAUAUAUAUAUCAUUAAUUUUGUUUAUCGCGAGACGCUUUCCGACUUUGAUAUCGGAUCCUCCUGCUUUCGAUUGCCUCUACAAGCUGCGGGAAAGUCCCUACUUUCUGGGUCUUAAAGGGUGGCGAAUUCUUCGUUCUUUAAAAUCUAUGGUCUGCCUCUGGGGUAUUUAUCUUCAUCUAUUUGCUUAGCUCUAAAAUCGUGGGCAUGCUUACUUAAGUUCUCGCUACAUUCAGCUCUUUCUUACGAAUCUUUCUUUAAUUUCCUCUUCUUUUUUUUUUUGGAUUUUUGUGUGGUUUACUUUUUAAAUUGUUUACGCUUAACUUUGACAUUCAUCACAUUUAUAAAUUGCAUAACACCGUCAAUUAGAUAAUCUGUUGUAUCUGUGGUUUUUUGUAUCGUUUUUCAAUUACUUUAGUUAAUGUGUGAAGGUAGUUUAGUCGUGGAAAGGUUUCCAUUUGCUCGAAAAGUGUGUGCAGUUUUUAAUUGGGGGUUUUUCUGUAGAACUCUGUGUAGUCAUUGCUCCAUUGCAAUGAUGUCGAUUAAGCUUUUCUUUGGCUGUGACGUGGGUCACACACAUACAACAUUAUGUACAUAAUGUAUAUAUAGAAAUAUCCACCUAUAGUUUCAUCGUACAUGCUACUAUUUAUGUGUUUAACAGUUAAAAUGCAUAGUUUUGUUUUGUUUCUCAAUAUCGUAUCGAAUUAAUAUGAUUCUUGUUGUUAUAUUACAGAUGAAGCAUUUGUUACCAUUGCCGGUGUCAGUAUGAGAAAUUUACAAGCCUUUCUAGCGUAUAAGUAGUCUUAGCCUAAGUCGGGUUAGUGCCUAAGAAACAUAAUCUCACAAAAAUUGGUCAUUAGUUGGUUAAUAUGUAGAGCCGCCUAUUUGGUAUCAGCUGACAAAUGAUUGGAUUGAAAUGCUCUCGCUUUGAUACGAUCAAGAUUGAAGGGUGCUGCCACCCAAAUCGGAAUCAUCUGCCACAUCUAGAUCCUCGAGUAGUCUGACUACAUUCGAUUGGGUGGACGACACGGGAUAAAUCUAAGAGGAAACUGAAGGACCUUUGACAUUCGUUCAUUUACAUAAUCAGUAUACAUGCUUAUUCAAGUUAAAGUGUACAAAAAACCAGUCUUUAAAACAUGUUUGUUUAUCGUUUCUUAUGUUUUUUUUUUCAUUUUCUUUUUCCAUUAAUACUUUACAUAUAAAAUGUAAAAAUAUUCACUAAAUUACUUGCGAUCUACUUGCUGUGUGUUUCUGGGGUUGAGAUAUAUCUGACUAAAUCUGGACAAUUCCAAACUACACAUCUUCUCAGCCAACUCACACACAUAGUUAUGGCAAUUCAGAGUGUGCUAACUUUAGGUUUAAUCCCUAUCCACAUCCGAGGCUAACUCUAAGAACUGUACAGAUUAAUAUUACGCUGUUACUCGGGGUAUAUCAAAUAUGGUAACACCCUGUGCAUCGAUAAGAGAAAAACAAAACUUAAACUUGAGUUUUCCAUGGGGGUUUAUCAUUUUAUCUCACUUUUCACAUGAAUUUUAUAUUUUAAUAAUACUUUGCUUGCGAUUACUAUUAGAUUUACACUUAGUUGUCGCCUUUGCUUACUUUAGUUUUUACAAUAUUCUUAGCAUUUUCAGAAUGUGGAUCUUAUUUUACAGUAUUUUUAGCUCGUUCAGAAUAAUGAGUCUGGUUUUCUGGCCAAAGCUUUUAUUUACAAUUUUUGUUUUGCUUUUUUCGUGAUGCUCUUGUGCUUUGUGCGGAAAUUGUGACUUAUUAAGUUUUAUUUUGGGAUUUACAGUGAUGUGUGGGGUGAUGAGUGCUCCGUGUAAAGUGCUUGGUAACUCGGAAUAUUUGCCAAUAAUUCACUUCUUUGUCUACUAAAUUCGCAAUUAAUUUGUAGCUAAGUUUUGCUUGAGUUUGUAUUUUUCUUUUAGUGUAUUUAACUGGAACAAAUCGAUAAGAAGACAGAAAACAAUAACAGAUACUAGGACGGACACUGAAUCGAUUCGAAAUGCAAAAAGUGCUCAAUCAACUAGGUUACUUCGGUAAUUCAACUAAUAAUUAUUACUUUAAUAGGAGUUUGUAGGAGCUUAAAAAAUCAUGGCACAAGUGUGUGCAGAAUUAAACUGCAUUAACGUUAUUUAUAUGUAAUCAGCGUAUAUAAAUGAUUAGACAAAUAUUUUUUCUUUUGUUUUUUAGUUAAUUCUACUUGUUCAACUUGUGCAUUUUGCUACGUUUCCACUUUUAGAUUUGCGAUUAUUUUUGUUCUUUACUGCUGCUCUUGACUUUUUCUUUUCCCUUGUGACUAAAUGUAGGUAAAAUGGAGAUUAUGAAAACUUA
This is a messenger RNA of Drosophila takahashii, 4480 nucleotides long. RefSeq lists its product as uncharacterized. Gene Ontology annotation, cellular component: nucleus. Lineage: Eukaryota; Metazoa; Arthropoda; Insecta; Diptera; Drosophilidae. The record is from RefSeq and is a predicted model, not a curated record.